AUGGCACAAAAAGUUUUUUCUACAAAACAAAGAUAUAUGUGGGUUGACGAGGUCCUUUCGGCUUCAAACUAUUAUGAUAUGCUUGACAUCCCUUCAAAUGCAACACCUGAAGAUAUUAGACAGGCAUAUAUAAAAAAGAGUCGUGUCUGUCACCCUGACAGAUUUGUACCGCCUUACCCACCAGCUACAGAAAGUUUUCAAGCUCUAUCUCUUGCAUACAAUACUUUGAGAGUACCCAAUUCUCGAUGGAAAUAUGAUAUGAAGCGUCAAUGUUCAUACACUUAUCACAACACGCUUGACACAGAUGACCCAUUUGAGCACUUAUAUAAUGAAAUCCUUCAAGGCCAAUUUCACACUCUGCGAACAGUUUUAAUGGUCAACACUUGCUGUACAAUAGCUCGGUUUGAGAUACUUCAGAUAUAUGAACUCCAAAGCAAACAACGAGAACUAUCCUAUUUUGACAUUCGCCUCCGUCUUCAACAUUCCAUUAGCAUUUCUAAGAUCUUGAUAUCCUUACCCCUUCGUGCCAGUACCUUUGCUUCUAAUCCAACCCAAAAACAAACACCACCAGCCGAUAAUGGAUUACUAGGAUCAAAAGUUGAACAGUUUCUCAAAAAUGUCUUGCGUGUACUAGAGAUAGGCGAGGCAUAUAUUUAA
Messenger RNA from Phycomyces blakesleeanus NRRL 1555(-), 657 nucleotides. RefSeq lists its product as hypothetical. The record is from RefSeq and is a predicted model, not a curated record. The coding region runs from base 1 to 657 and encodes 218 amino acids. NCBI's taxonomy places the organism in Eukaryota, Fungi, Mucoromycota, Mucoromycetes, Mucorales, Phycomycetaceae. The transcript has 4 exons.